Molecule: messenger RNA, 282 nt
Organism: Strongylus vulgaris
Lineage: Eukaryota; Metazoa; Nematoda; Chromadorea; Rhabditida; Strongylidae
Source: the annotation of a GenBank genome assembly
AUGGCGAAGAAAAAGAAGGACAAGAACAAGAAACAAGACGGCUCCAAAGAGGGUGGAGAGGUAAUAUUAAUGCUUCGUAACUUCGGCCGCCGCAUUAUGAAUUCUGAUGGUUUGCAUGUGUCCAGCGAUCUUAACAUGCAUGCUCUGUCAAUCUCAGAGAAUGUGGCAAUUUUGGAAGAUUUGAAAGCGCCAUCUGGAGAGCCGACCGAAAAUUCGAACCUGAACUCAUGCGUUUGCUUGUCGAAUCGAGAUCUUGGUUUUGAGCGCAUCGAAAGAAACUAG